GCGAAUAGGGGGUUGCCAUUUUGACCAUAGCCAAUACCUUUAAUUUGUUUCCACUGUCUGCAAUACAAUCAUUAAUCAAAACACUAUCAAUCGUUGUUACGUUGCAACAUGCCGUCGCUCAUGGACUCGCUCGAAUCCGGAUUGGACUUCAUAGAAUUCCUCGGAGAGAGGAAAUCGACUAUGUCGGAUAGAAAAGAACUUCGUGACAUUUACAACUUAGAAUUCAAAUGCAGGGAAGGAAUGAAAGACCCCCACUUUUCCAACGUUCUAUAUGCCCUGCUGAAAUUCAACAAAGUCCGCAUACGACAGGGGAAAUUAUACUUUAAUGUCAAACCCCAGGUCCGAGUGUACUACUGUGACCAGUGGAGGAGACCUUCAGUACGUCAACAACAGAACAAUAUCACACCUCAGGAAAAUGGAGGAGCCCCAGAGCCUUUCUCUCCUCUCCUCCCAUCCUCUUCCGCUACCCAUGUCGACACUGUGUUGACACCCAAGAAGAGGCUUGCUAAAGAAAUCCUCCAAAGCCUAAAGGUGAACAGGGCAGAGUUGACCUCUGACAAGGGCGGCAUUGAGAUCACUUCAGAUCCUGAGAUGACCAAUGGUAAGGUCACGUUCAGCGUGGAGCGCCUGCAGGAAAUGUUUGUAGUCAAGUUCUACAUUUCUAACAACGGAGCGAGCUUUGUGUAUUUCACCUAUUACACAGCUCUGCACAGGAUCCGCUGUUUUACACUGAUGGAUGAGAGGAGAGUGACUCGGGCCUGUCCGCUCUUCCUAUGUCCAGGGGAAAGCUAUGAUGUAGAGGUUCACUAUUGGCUGCAUCAUUAUGGCCAUUUCCCUGCCACCAUGUACUUUGAGUUCUGCACAGAGUCAGACCCUCCAGGCUCCUCUAAGCCCUUCUGCAUAGUGAGGGAGAUGGAGGUAUCAGCCAUGACUCACUUAGCUGUGGAGCUGGGGCCUUUCGCUCCCUUCAAGCCUUAUCAAGUGGCGCCAUACAAGCCUGUGGACACGGUGAUAGUUGAGGGAGAGCCCCCUGAAAGAUCUGUUGUCCAGCCUCUGAAAAUGCUAGUGAAACUCGGAGACUAUAAGUAUCCCUUUUAUCUGAAGGACCUGGCUAAACAGAGACUGGAGGACUCUGAGUACCUCUCACCUACAGCCAGACAGAAGCUCUCAUCAGUGAGAAACCUCCUUAAAUGCCCCCUGAAGAUGAGGAACUACCACCAUCGCUUCCACCUCCUGCUGCACCUGGAGGAGAUCCAGAUGGAGGUGGACAUCAAGAAAUACGACCUCCAUAACCAAACCAUGACUCAGGACAGGGACAACAGAAGACUCCUGGUUCUACAAGUCCCGGGUGUGGCAGAGAAUAGGCCGUCUGUCCUAAGGGGAGACUGCCUGAAGGUGGCCAAGUCUGAGGACAAGGUCCAACCCAUCACAGUGUAUACAGGCUACGUUCACAGAGUGGAGCUAGAAAGAGUCAAGCUGGGCUUCUCAAAGAGGCUAGUGCAGAGCUUCAUCAGUAACACGAGGUUUGACGUGGAGUUCACCAUCAACCGUUUCCCCCUGAAGCUUCAGCACCGGGCGGUGGACCUGGCAGAGAAGCACCGGAUGGACGAGGUGCUCUUCCCAUCGGGCUCUGGAGUCCGGACUACCCCCAUGCCCAAACUCAGUAUGUUUAAUCGUCAGCUGGAGAACAACCCGGAACAACAUGCAGCCAUCCAGCGCAUCGUGUCUGGGGCCUCCAAGCCUGCUCCAUACCUGGUGUUUGGCCCUCCAGGGACCGGCAAGACUAUCACUCUAGUUGAAGCCAUGAACCAGCUGAACAGAGUGGAUCCUCUGUGCCACAUCCUGGCAUGUGCCCCAUCUAACAGUGCAUCAGACCUGUUGUGUGAGAGGCUGCUGGGUCACAUGGACCCUCACUGUGUCUACCGUCUCUACGCCAGCAGCAGACCCCUCAGCACUGUGCCCCAAAACCUCCUGAAACAUUGUAACUGGGACGCGAGCCAGGACAGCUUUGUGUUUCCCACAAAGGAGGUUUUGAUGGGCUACAAGGUCAUCAUCACCACACUGGUGACAGCAGGACGGCUUGUGUCCGGCGGCAUCCCAGUCGGUCACUUCACCCAUGUGUUCAUAGAUGAGUCGGGUCAAGCAGUGGAGCCAGAGAGCAUCAUUGGGAUCGCAGGCCUGCUCCAUCCAGAGGAGGGCCAGCUGGUAUUGGCUGGAGACCCUCAGCAGCUAGGACCCAUCUUACGAUCCCCCCUGGCCCUGCAGUAUGGAAUGGGGAUUUCUUUGCUAGAGAGACUGAUGAAAGACAACACACUGUAUCAGAAGGAUGGAGAUUUUGGACACUUUGACAGUCGCUUUGUGACCAAGCUCCUUCGCAACUACAGGUCCCACCCUGCUAUUCUGAAGAUCCCCAAUGAGCUCUUCUAUGAGAAGGAGCUGCAGGUGUUUGCAGACCAGUGGGAUCGUGAAACCUACUGCAACUGGGAGCAUCUGCCCAAGGAGGGGUUCCCAGUGAUAUUCCAUGGAGUGUUGGGAAAGGAUGAGAGAGAAGGCAACAGUCCGUCCUUCUUCAACGUGUCAGAGAUUGAGGUCCUGGUGGACUACCUCACCAAGUUGAUGAAGACCCAGGGCAAGAAGGGCCUGCCCAAACUAUCCCCUAAAGACAUUGGCAUCAUCGCUCCCUAUAGGAAACAGGUUGAGAAAAUCCAAAAAGCUCUGAAUUUUGUCAAAGAGUUGAGUCAAUGGAAGGACAUCAAGGAGCUCAAGGUGGGUUCAGUGGAGGAGUUCCAGGGACAGGAGAGAAAGAUCAUCAUGGUCUCUACCGUCCGCAGUAGCAUCAACUACGUUAAGAUGGACCAAGACUUUAACCUAGGCUUCCUCACUAACGAGAAGAGGUUCAAUGUGGCCAUGACCAGAGCCAAGGCCCUGCUAAUAGUGGUGGGAAACCCUGUUAUCCUCAACAAGGACCCAACUUGGGAGCGGUUUAUCAGCUAUUGUGUGGAGGAGGAGGGGUACACUGGCUUCGACUUCACUGACGCUGAAGGAGAAGAAGAUGUAGUAACACGACUGGCUUCCCUUAAAAUCACGGUGGAGUGUUCCACAGGUCUGGCAAAGGAGAGUGACCUCUAGCAGUAUGUCCAUCCAGAGUGGAGGACUGAGCAGUAGCCUUCUGGACACCAGCAAAGCUGUGCAGGAGCUAGGGCUGUGGCGGUCAUGACAUUUUUUCAGCCGGUCUCAUGGUAAUUGACAGUUAAUCAACAUAAACAUGUUUAGCAUCUCCAGGCCUCCACUCAUACA
Salvelinus namaycush (lake trout) is the source of this 3297-nucleotide messenger RNA. It is a transcript of the gene mov10a, whose product is annotated as Mov10 RISC complex RNA helicase a. Gene Ontology annotation, molecular function: 5'-3' RNA helicase activity; RNA binding. Lineage: Eukaryota; Metazoa; Chordata; Actinopteri; Salmoniformes; Salmonidae. The record is from RefSeq and is a predicted model, not a curated record. Bases 109 to 3129 code for a protein of 1006 amino acids. The transcript is spliced from 21 exons.